Sitodiplosis mosellana (orange wheat blossom midge) is the source of this 2715-nucleotide messenger RNA. RefSeq names its product transcription factor grauzone-like. The transcript has 11 exons. Gene Ontology annotation, cellular component: nucleus. Gene Ontology annotation, molecular function: zinc ion binding. NCBI's taxonomy places the organism in Eukaryota, Metazoa, Arthropoda, Insecta, Diptera, Cecidomyiidae. The record is from RefSeq and is a predicted model, not a curated record. The coding region runs from base 104 to 2482 and encodes 792 amino acids.
CUUCAAAACAAAAUCUACUUGACACAUUGUAAACAAAACACGGAGAUGAAUAAAUUUUUUGUUGAAUUUGCGAAUUUUAACUGAACGACAGAAAAUUACAGCGAUGAAAGUGAAGAAGGAGCCAGAUCGUUGUCGUUUGUGUUAUACACAAGUCGUAGAAUACUUUGAUAUAUUCGAGAAUUCUGCACAGGUACCGAAUAUAGUUGACACGCUGAAGCAGUAUUUUGACGAUGAGGUCAACGACUCGGACAUUUUGCCAAAAGUAAUUUGCAUCGAAUGUUGGGACAAAGUUGAAGCGUUCCGAAAGUUUUCCGAAGUGGUUAUCGCAUUUCGUGCCGAAUAUCUACGACAACAUCUCAACAAUGCGGUCAAAGAUGAAAAUGAUGCAGAAUAUAUGAUUCCGAAUAUUGAGGAAAGAAUUCACCGAGAAAUAGUUUGCGUCGACCCAUUGAGGCCUAUCAAAGUGAUGAUGGAUGAAGGAGAUGAGAAUAUGGAAUUAGAAGAAAGCAAACUUCAUUAUGGGUCAGGGAAUGAACAGGGAUUCUCAGAUGUUAAUGAAGUUUAUGAUGAACUGAUCGAUCGCAAUGGGCUACUAGAGAGUGGUGAAGGCAUUCGACUUCCACGGCACAUCAGUGAAGUUAGCCCCGAGCAACAACAGCAAAUUAUUGACCAAUACUUUGACAUGAAUUGCGAUUUCUGUGAUGUCACUUUCGGAAAAUUCGAAGAAGCCAUCCAACAUUAUAAAGUGAAGCAUAACAAUCGGCCCAAAGGCUAUGUAAAAUGUUGUUCGCUGAAAUGGUCACAGAAUUCUCACUUGAAUGCCCAUAUUGUGUGGCAUUUGAAUCCUGAAUUGUUCAAAUGCCAGAUUUGUGGACAAGUAAAGAAAACUUAUCAAUCUUAUCAACAACACAAACUCAAACAUUUCAAUCAAUUCACGUGUGACAUUUGCCAGAAGGUAUUCACUGUAUUCAGCACCUUAGAACGUCAUAUUCUUGAAGUACAUGCAACCAAAGUGGAAUUCCCAUGCGAUCAAUGCGACCAGAGAUUCAAGACUCGAAAGCAUUUGGAAAUUCAUCUGGAAGUGAAUCAUUCGAAAGGCUUAGAAGAUUAUAUAAAAGAAAUAAAAUGUAUGGAGUUCAAUAACAGCGAUGUACAUGUUAUGAACAUUAUGGAGGAAUAUUUCGACAGGAAAUGUGAUCUCUGUGAUACUGUGCUUGAAACAUUCAAAUUUGCAAAAUCACAUUAUUCAUCGGAACAUAAUAUUCACAAUCCUUAUAUGAAGUGUUGCGGCAUUAAAUUACACAAUAAUUCGCAAGUUUUGGAUCAUAUUCAAUGGCACAUCGAUCCAAACACUUUCAGAUGUCGAGUAUGCAAGCUAAAACACAAGCAUCGAUAUACCCUCAUUGAUCACGUGAAACGGCAUAAUGCUUUGUCAGCAAAGCAAUUCGCUUGCAAAAUUUGCGAUCGAUACUAUGCGACCAACGCACAGCACAGAACUCAUAUGGAACUCAAACAUCCAGGAAUACAACUGAGUUCUUCAUCGGUUGAAUCUAAUUCUAAAGGGGACAAUAACAUAGAGAUACCGGACUAUGUCGAUGCUUCGUGCGAUAUGUGUCCAGCAACAACGUUUAUUACAUUCAAAGAAAUGCAAUCACAUUAUUCAGAAACUCACAAAUCGGUCGGUUCGGUGUCAUGCUGCCAGAAGAAGUAUUUGCAACUAAGUCGUUUCAGUGAUCACAUUGCAUGGCACACAAAUCCGGAUACUUUCAAAUGUGAUGUUUGUAACAAAUCGCUUCCGAACCGAUACAUUUUAAAACAACACAAUGAUUGGCAUUCAAAUAAGUAUUAUUGCCACACGUGUCAGAAGUCCUUUCCACGUAGAAAUCUAUUGAGAAACCAUUUGGAAAAACACAAAAAUCGUAAUCGUGAAAAACAACGCAAUUUUAUUUGCGAUAUGUGCGACAAAAGAUUCCCUAGCCAAAAUCAUCUAAAUAUCCAUCGUAAAAGACACGAUCUAAGGGAUGAUCAAAUUUGUGAGUUCUGUGCAAAGAAAUUCAAAACAAAAGCGGAACUGAAACUCCAUCAGGCGAAACAUCUAGAUGUUGCCCCAAAAACAAAUCCAAAAUUCCAGUGUGAUAUAUGCAAUGGUUGGUAUGCGAGCAAGAGUGUUUUGAAAACACAUAAAAUGAAACAUAAUCCAGAUCCACAAAAAUGCAAUCAAUGUGAUAAGGUUUGCCCCAAUUCAGCUGCCUUAGACCAACAUGUACGGAGGAAUCAUAGUGGUACGAUAUUCAACUGUCAUUUAUGCGAGAAAUCAUUCAAGUCACAAGUAACACUCAAGGAUCACAUUGCAACGCAUACGAACAAGAAGAGCUAUAAGUGCACCUAUUGUGAUGAGACGUUCAUUUGGCGCUCAAACAUGUAUAAACAUAGAAAACAGCAACACGAAGAGGAAUGGUUGGCCGAUAAGAAGAAGAAAUAAGCGACCUCGAAGAAACGAUGGGAAACAUAUUGAAAUUUAAGGCUCUUUUUUCGAACCUCGCUCCUUGUUCGGUUACAUUGACUGUAAAUGUGCUGCGCCGAACCGAAGCUCCAUCUGAUUUCAACUCGCAUGAAACAUGUUGCAACACUUUGACUUUGACAGAACUAUCAAAACAAAAUCGACUUGACACAAUGUAAACAAAAUAUUCAGAGAAAUACAGUUUUAUUUGAAAA